Cuscuta campestris is the source of this 3306-nucleotide messenger RNA. Lineage: Eukaryota; Viridiplantae; Streptophyta; Magnoliopsida; Solanales; Convolvulaceae. The record is from the annotation of a GenBank genome assembly.
CUACAACACCCGUGAGAUUGGCAGGAAAUAAGUUCGGCGAACGCGCGACAGGGAAGCGAUUGGGGCUCAGCGUUGACCGUAGGGGAGAGGCGGCCACGCGCGGCGGCGGGGGUCAGCAGCGAGUGGGGAACAGCAGCUGCCAGGAAGGAAGAACGACGGCAAACGAACCCUAAUUAGCUAGCGGAAGAGGGGAAUCCCAGUCCACUCGCUCCAGGCCCUCGCGUGGAGAUUCCAGUUCUGCAGAUCGAGUGAGCGAGAGAGUGGAGGUGCGUGAGAUUGCGAAGAAGAUUCAUUACUGUACAACAAGCGGAAUAUAUGCACGCAUUCAUAUGCAGGUAUUUGUAAUAUUAUUAUGCACCUAAAAGCCAGCCAGUAGAGGGUUGUCAAUAUGGACAUAGAUCUUAGAUUACAGUCUGGAGAUCACGAUAGAGAAGAAGAAACAAAUGGUAUUGUUAACUUGCGUGAUCAUGAAGAGAGACUCAAUGUUGUUGGUGUGGGUGGGGAUAUGGUCAUUGAGGAAAAGAUACAUAUUGAAGAUGGAGGAGGUAUGAACUCUUCCUUAGCCGAUAUGACAGAGUUUAAAGAGGAUGUGAAUCUUGAGCCACUUGCUGGUAUGGAAUUUGAAUCACAUGGGGAGGCAUAUGCUUACUAUCAAGAAUAUGCCAGGUCAAUGGGGUUUAACACUGCAAUACAAAAUAGUCGCCGUUCAAAGACAUCAAGAGAAUUUAUUGAUGCUAAAUUUGCAUGCUCUAGAUAUGGUACUAAACGUGAAUACGAGAAGCCUGUGAACCGCUCACGCAGUAGACAGGGAGGCAAGCAGGACCAAGAAAAUGCAACCGGCCGGCGGGCAUGUGCAAAGACAGACUGCAAAGCGAGCAUGCACGUUAAGCGAAGACCUGAUGGGAAAUGGAUUAUUCACAGGUUUGAAAAAGAUCAUAACCAUGAACUCUUACCUGCCCAAGCCGUCAGUGAGCAGACUAGGAGGAUGUAUGCUGCAAUGGCUAGGCAAUUUGCGGAAUACAAAAAUGUUGUCGGUCUAAAACACGAUUCCAGAAGUCAGUCUGAUAAAGUUCAGAAUUUGGCUAUGGAAGCAGGCGAUGCUAAUAUUUUGCUUGAAUUUUUUAUCCAUAUGCAGAGUAUGAAUUCAAACUUCUUUUAUGCUGUAGAUGUAAAUGAAGAUCUACGUUUAAGGAAUUUUUUCUGGGCUGAUGCCAAAAGCAGACAGGAUUAUGUGAAUUUCAGUGAUGUUGUGUCUUUUGACACUACCUAUCUUAGAAACAAGUACAAAAUGCCGCUAGUACUCUUUCUCGGGGUGAACCAGCACUAUCAGUUCAUGUUACUUGGAUGUGCUUUGCUUUCUGAUGAAAGCUCAGCCACAAUUUAUUGGGUGAUGCAGACAUGGUUGAGGGCGAUGGGUAAUCAAGCUCCCAAAAUCAUAAUCAGUGAUCAAGAAAAGGUCAUGAAGACAGUUAUUUCAGAAAUCUUUCCAUCAACCCUCCAUUUCUUUUGUCAGUGGCAAGUGAUUGGGAAGGUGGCAGAAAAUCUAAGUCAUGUCAUUAAGAACAACGAGGAGUUCAUGACAGAGUUUGAAGAUUGCAUUUACAGGUCAUGGACAGAUGAUGAAUUUCAAAAGAGCUGGCAAAACCUCGUUCAAAAUUUUGAACUUGAAGAAAAUGAAUUGAUACAGUCACUGUAUGAAGACCGGAUGAAAUGGGUGCCCACAUUCAUAAGGAAUGCAAUUUUAGCCGGCAUGUCUACAAGUACACGAUCAGAGAGUGUGAACUCUUUCUUUGAUAAAUAUGUGCAUAAGAAGACAUCAAUCCAGGAGUUUGUGAAACAGUAUGAAGCCAUCUUACAAGAUAGGUAUGAAGAGGAAGCAAAGGCAGAUUCUGAUACGUGGAACAAACCGCCCACUUUGAAGUCUCCAUCACCAUUUGAGAAGAACGUGGCAGGGGUGUACACAAAUUCCGUGUUUAAGAAGUUUCAAAUUGAGGUUGUGGGGUCCGUUGCCUGUAUUCUGAAAGAACAGAAGCGAUACGAGAAGAUUGUGACUUUUAAAAUCCAAGAUUCUGAAAAGAAGCAAGAAUUCAUGGUGAUCUUGAAUGAAAUGAAGUCAGAAGUGUCUUGUAUGUGCCGUUUGUUUGAGUAUAAAGGUUUCCUUUGCAGACAUUGCCUGGUUGUUCUUCAACUCGGUGGCAUUGCUAGCGUCCCUCAACAGUAUAUCUUGAAACGGUGGAGAAAAGAUGCCAAGUCACGAUACCCUAUGAUAGAUGGAGCUGAAGGUGUGCAGUCUAGGGUUCAAAGAUACAAUUUUUUAUCGCAACAAGCAUUGAGAUUGGCUGAAGAAGGAUCUUCAUCUCAAGAAAGUUUCACAUUUGCUCUUCGUGCACUUGAAGAAACUUUAGGGAAUUGUUCGAAUGUUAAUAGCUCAAAUAAGAAUCUUGUUGAUACUGGCACUUCAUCUACUCCGGGAGGUUUUCUAUGCAUAGAAGAAGAUAACCAAAGUAGAAGCAUGAGUAAGAUGAAUAAGAAGAAAAAUAAUCCCACUAAGAAAAGAAAGGCCAACUCUGAACCAGAUGUUAUGACUGUUGGAGCACCAGACAGUUUGCAACAGAUGGACAAGUUAAACUCUAGACCAGUAACUCUGGACAGUUAUUUUGGCCCACAACAUGGUGUACAAGGCAUGUUGAACUUGAUGGCACCAACUCGUGACAACUACUAUGGGAACCAGCCUCCCAUGCAAGGGCUAGGCCAAAUGGACUUCUUCCGAACCCCAAGUUACCCGUAUUGCAUUCGGGAAGAACCAAACAUAAGAUCUGCACAGUUGCACGAUGAAGGGUCAAGACAUGGCUGAUGACAAAUUUAAUUGCAAUGUGUAGGCUGGUGUUGAUCUUGAUCUGGAAAUAUAUUUAAGAAUACAGUAGGAUUUGUGCUUUGUGACUAAGGGGUUCCUCUUUUUAAAGCAUGCCUGGAUCUUGUGAAAUAGAGGGCAGAAAUGUAGAAGAAAAAUAAUAUAAUCCUGUAAAGUCUGUUGCAUUUGUUGUGAUCAUUCUCAAAGAUAAAAUCAAGCAAGGGAAGGUACCUGCAAUUAUAAAAAAGAAGAAGUAAGAGCUACAAUAUAAUAUAAUGGUAUUAUUUUUCCAUUUCUCUAUAUUAUGCAUGAUAUUUUGUACCUUAGGUAUCAAAAUAGGCACCCCAACCCCACCACAGCAAGGAGGUAAACAAGGAUUAUGGGUGCAUUUAGUUAGUUGUAGGUUGUAUGACUUGUAUCCACAUUUCUAGUUUUGUAUGAAUUAGGAUCAGGAU